AGACAGAGAGGGAGUCAUUUCAUUGGCACCUGAGUCAGCAAAGAAGUCAAGAUGGCCAAAGUUCCUGACCUUUUUGAAGACCUUCAGAUCUUCAAAAAGGACCUGAAGAACUGUUACAGUGAAAAUGAAGAAUACAGUUCUGAAAUUGACCAUCUCUCUCUGAGUCAGAAAUCCUUCUAUGAUGUGAACUAUGACCCACUUCAUGAGGACUGCAUGUCUCUAAGAACCUCUGAAACCUCAAAGACAUCUCAGCUUACCUUCAAGGAGGAUGUGGUGAUGGUGGCAGCCAACGGGAAGAUUCUGAAGAAGAGACGGUUGAGUUUAAAUCAAUUCAUCACUGAUGAUGACCUGGAAGUUAUUACCAAUGAUACAGAAGAAGAAAUCAUGAAGCCCAGAUCAGCAGCAUACAACUUCCGUAGCAAUGAAAAAUACAACUACAAGAGGAUCAUCAAAUCGCAAUUCAUUCUGAAUGACAACCUCAAUCAAAGUAUAAUUCAACAAACAGGGGGAAACUACCUCAUGGCUGCCGCAUUACAGAAUCUGGAUGAUGCAGUGAAAUUUGACAUGGGGGCUUACACUUCAGAAGAUUCUAAACUUCCUGUGACUCUAAGAAUCUCAAAAACUCGGCUGUUUGUGAGUGCCCAAAAUGAAGGUGAACCUGUAUUGCUAAAGGAGAUGCCUGAGACACCCAAAACCAUCAAAGAUGAGACCAACCUUCUCUUCUUCUGGGAACGUCAUGGCACGAAGAACUACUUCACAUCAGUCGCCCAGCCAAAGUUGUUCAUUGCCACACAGGAACGAAAACUGGUGCACAUGGCAAGAGGGCAACCCUCUAUCACUGACUUUCAGAUACUGGAAACCCAAACUUGACUCUGGGGUCUACUUACUUGUGAAGUGUUGACAGUCCAUAUGUACUAUGUACAUGGAGGAGUCAAAUCCUUUACUCUUAAUCACUUGCUGAGCAUGUGCUGAGCCUUUGUAAUUCCAAAUGAAUAUUUACUCUCUUUGUAAGAGAGUGAGCAAGGUCUAAUGCAAACAACACUAAUAUAUAAUGUUAUUUGUUAUUUAAGAACACCCUAUACUUUGCAAACUACCAAUCAGUUUAAUUAUUAUUCUUCAUAACAAUCUUGGGAGGACCAGGGCUACUGACUAUGGCUACCAAAAAGAUUCUACCCAUACUACAGAUUGGUUAAGUAACUGAGGCAUUAGAAAACUAAAUACCCACAACAGCAAUUGGAAUGAGAAGCCAUAUGCCUAGGAUCUCAUUCCAACUGUUUGCCUUUAAGUUGCUAAUGGACCCUUAAUCAAAUACUGUAAGUUUCUGGGACCUCAGUUUGAUCAUCUUUAAAACGGAGGGGAUGAUACUUACAUCCUUCUUGCCUCAACAGUAUUUUAUGCUAAUCAAUGAGAUCAGUUUAAUGAAAUACUUCUUGA
Messenger RNA from Enhydra lutris kenyoni (northern sea otter), 1434 nucleotides. Its product is annotated as interleukin 1 alpha. Gene Ontology annotation, cellular component: extracellular region. The record is from RefSeq and is a predicted model, not a curated record. NCBI's taxonomy places the organism in Eukaryota, Metazoa, Chordata, Mammalia, Carnivora, Mustelidae. Gene Ontology annotation, biological process: inflammatory response; cytokine-mediated signaling pathway; regulation of nitric-oxide synthase activity. The transcript is spliced from 7 exons. Bases 52 to 870 code for a protein of 272 amino acids. Gene Ontology annotation, molecular function: cytokine activity; interleukin-1 receptor binding.